Molecule: messenger RNA, 1503 nt
Organism: Neurospora tetraspora
Lineage: Eukaryota; Fungi; Ascomycota; Sordariomycetes; Sordariales; Sordariaceae
Exons: 2
Coding region: 1-1503 (500 amino acids)
Source: RefSeq, a predicted model, not a curated record
AUGGCUCCGGCAUCACGACUGACCUCACCCUUCUUUAAUGACCAUUCAUGGUCUCAAGAAACAGCCAGUACCAAUGACAGCUCACAGUCCUCACUGUUCUCCCAACCCUCGCAACCCUCGACACAACCCUCUCGGUCCUCGUCACUGCUCGAACCCGAUCUGGAAGCAGACCUCGACCAGGAACAACUAGACGAGGUCGACGAACACUCUCCUGACGGAUGGGCCGGCUAUUUGAGCGCCCAGUAUCAGACCUACAUCGUCGACAAUUUGAAGCAGACCGUGUUUGAAAAGCUCGACCAGCUCAAAGCCUCCAUCACCUCCCUACAACAGAAUCAUGCCCGCCAGGAGAAAGCCAGCACAGCAUCUGCCAGCGAGCUCAGGGCCACCCAUGAUCAGAUUUUCAGUUUCCUUCGAGAUCUCAAGCCCAUUCCAAGCCGGCUUUCCGCACUAGAAAGUGAUGUCAGGCAGAACAAGGAACAAGCAGGCCAUGCCCUGUCCAAUCUCGACGACAAAGUCUCGAGCCUGAAGACAGACCUUGGCGUAAAGCAUGACGGGGCCAUGAGAGGUUUGAAAAGUGUCCAACAACAAAACAAAUCCCUCCUCGAGACACUUGAAGGCCUGCAAGGAGAGGUCAGGAAUCUCCAGCUACAACAAACACAGGCGGAUGAGAGACUGUCCUCUUUCCAAAGUGAAGUAGAGAAGGCACUAGCACCACGUCAAGCACCCCCGGAUGAGGCCAUGGACUUCUUGAAGCAGCUCCUUUCUCGUCGUGCCGACUUCAUGGGACUUAUGGAGUCGCCAACCACAGAAGCGAGCGGUGCGAACGUGCCACUUAUCGAAGCAGCGCCCCAAACCAACCUACCAUGGAGAUCUCCUCAAGACACUGCCGACAAUAGCAACUCAAACCAGUUAGUCAAGGCAGCUCCGAAGACAAAAGCCACACAGAAAAGAAAAGCGUUGCCACCAGCACCUGACCUCACGGGUCCAGAGCCCCAGGCGAAGAAGAGAGCGAACCCGAAGCGAAGGAAAGUCGACUUACCUCCCGUCAGUUCGAACCUGCAACCUCUUGAGAGCACGAAGCAGCUGCCUCCCGCCAAAGCGAGAAAAGCGCUUCCUGCCCCAGAGAAACGAUCAUCUGCCACGACCAAGCAGUCCGGCACCACGAAACAGAAAGCCCCCGUUGCAGACAUGGGACCCCCUCCUGCUGGCCCCAGUCAGCAGCCUCCUGUCAGGCCCAAGGUUCAAGACAUGAAGCUUCUCUUCAAGAAAUACAACGACGAAUACAAAGCAAAACCUCCCAAAGCCGAGUAUCUCUUCAUAUGGAAGUUCAUCAACGACAUCGAUAGUUCAGAGAAGCUGAUCCAUCUCCAAGUGCGCUUGUUGGAACUUUUACCAGAUCAUAUCUCGCAGAGAAGGGCGUCUCAUCGCCUUGGGGACAAGUUUAUCCAAAUCUCAAAGGCAUUGACCUGGGCGCAAUUUGCGAUGGCACUUGCUGAGGUGUAG